CUUUUUCAUUGGCCCAAAUUUAUUAUGAACUUCCUCUCUCUCUCUCUCUCUCUCUCCCUCCUCCGACAGAACUUCCGGCCAACUGAGGCCAACUCACGCCACGCAGAAUGGCCGUUGUCCCCUCUAUUCCCCUGUUCUUCGCAACUGCAGCUCUUCCUGCUCCAGCCAAAAGAACCGCCUUUGAGGCCCGACGGUGUACACCGCUCAGCCGACUUCCCGUCUUGUCAUUUCCUUCUCACCCCUCCGACUCUAGGCGCGUCUCCGACACCUACACCUCCGCGAGAACUUCUCUCAGGGCCGCAGCAGCUGCCCAGAAAUAUGUCUACCCCGACCCAAUCCCCGAAUUUGCUGAAACAGAAACCGAGAAGUUCAAGACUGAGCUCUGGAGGAAGCUCUAUGGAGAGAUUGAGACAUUUGGGGACGAUCUCGAUGCAGUCGUAGAUAUAUGCUCCCAGAUAUUUAGUGAGUUCUUGCAUGACGAAUAUGGAGGACUCGGGACUUUACAGGUGGAGCCUUUCACGGAUAUGAUGGUUGCUCUCAAGGAUGAGAAUCUACCUGGAGCAGCUUUUGCCGCGCGAGCGGCGCUCUUGUGGGCUCAAAACUACGUGGAUCGAGACUGGGAAUCUUGGAACGCUGCAAGAACGGCGAAAUAGCUAGUAAUUCGUGUUGAUAUUUAAUCUGGUAUCUUUUAUCAUUAAAUGAGUUCCUCAUCCAUUUAUCUGUUGUAAACAACUGUACAGAGGUCUUAUAUCACCUAAAAGAUUAGAAAUAGAGGGACUUCAUAUAACAACAUUCUCUUAUUUCUAUCUUCUUUCUCCGCUAAA
This is a messenger RNA of Punica granatum (pomegranate), 824 nucleotides long. NCBI's taxonomy places the organism in Eukaryota, Viridiplantae, Streptophyta, Magnoliopsida, Myrtales, Lythraceae. The record is from RefSeq and is a predicted model, not a curated record.